AUGGCAGAGAAGAACCUCACCUCCACGACCCAGUUCCUCCUUACUGCGUUCACUGACUGUCCUGAACAGGCUCUCCCUCUCUUCCUCCUCUUUCUGUUGAUCUAUCUCAUCACCUUGCUGGGGAACGCAGGAAUGGUCAUCCUGAUCCGCGUGGAUGGCCGGCUCCACACCCCGAUGUACUUCCUCCUGAGUCACCUCUCUUUCAUGGACAUCUGCUACUCAUCCGUCACGGUCCCCCAGAUGCUGGCCGUGCUGCUGGAGCGCGGGGCGGCUCUGUCCUACACACGCUGUGCCGCUCAGUUCUUCCUCUUCACCUUCUUUGGCUCCAUCGACUGCUACCUCCUGGCAAUCAUGGCCUAUGACCGCUACGUGGCCGUGUGCCGGCCCCUGCUUUAUGUCACUGUCAUGACACAGAAGGCCCGUCUGGGUUUUGUGGCUGCGGCUUACGGUGCUGGUCUCUUCAGUGCCUCCGUGAGGACAGUCUCGGCUUUCACCCUCUCCUUCUGUGGAACCAAUGAGAUCGACUUUAUUUUCUGUGAUCUCCCUCCCCUGUUAAAGCUGACCUGUGGGGACAGCUACACCCAGGAGGUGGUCAUUAUUGUGUUUGCGAUAUUUGUCAUCCCUGCCUGCAUGGCGGCCAUCUUGGUGUCCUACCUGUUCAUCAUCGUGGCCAUCAUGAGGAUCCCCUCCGCAGGGGGCCGGGCCAAGACCUUCUCCACGUGUGCCUCCCACCUCACAGCCGUGUCACUCUUCUUCGGCACUCUCAUUUUCAUGUACCUGAGAGACAACUCUGGCCACUCCUUGCAGGAAGAUCGGGUGGUGGCUGUGUUUUACACAACAGUGAUCCCCAUGCUGAACCCCCUCAUCUAUAGCCUGAGGAACCAGGAGGUGAAGGAAGCCCUGAGGAAACAGGUGCGAAUACAGGUCUUUCGUAAAAGUAAAGUGGGGCAACGUGAAAUUUUGAAAGGUGAAGAAUACCAGUAA
Lynx canadensis (Canada lynx) is the source of this 984-nucleotide messenger RNA. Its product is annotated as olfactory receptor 9Q1-like. The record is from RefSeq and is a predicted model, not a curated record. The coding region runs from base 1 to 984 and encodes 327 amino acids. Gene Ontology annotation, biological process: sensory perception of smell; G protein-coupled receptor signaling pathway. NCBI's taxonomy places the organism in Eukaryota, Metazoa, Chordata, Mammalia, Carnivora, Felidae. Gene Ontology annotation, molecular function: olfactory receptor activity; odorant binding; G protein-coupled receptor activity. The transcript is spliced from 2 exons. Gene Ontology annotation, cellular component: membrane.